Pyricularia pennisetigena is the source of this 1647-nucleotide messenger RNA. RefSeq lists its product as uncharacterized. Lineage: Eukaryota; Fungi; Ascomycota; Sordariomycetes; Magnaporthales; Pyriculariaceae. The transcript is spliced from 3 exons. The coding region runs from base 1 to 1647 and encodes 548 amino acids. The record is from RefSeq and is a predicted model, not a curated record. Gene Ontology annotation, molecular function: zinc ion transmembrane transporter activity. Gene Ontology annotation, cellular component: membrane. Gene Ontology annotation, biological process: zinc ion transmembrane transport.
AUGCUGUCAACCGAGCCUUCUAUACGUCCUUCCGCGCCGAUCAGCGAUCAUGAUGGCACCCGUGGCUGGAUCAUGUGUAUAGUGAGCGGUAUUGCUUGCAUUUCGGGCGCCUCUUUCAUCUGUGUCGAUAUAUUUGUACGCCGCUUUACGAGGAGUAAAACUUUCAGAAUCGAGGAUAGUAAUGCCUUCCUCGCUUCAUCACUAAGCCUGAGCUUUGGCGUCAUGAUCUACUCGGCCUUGGCAAAUAUGCUUCCGGAGGCGAAAAAGGAGUUCCUAUUAUCCGAAUAUAGAGAAAUGUCUGCGGGUCUCCUCAUGAUGACCUUCUUCGUCGUGGGUUUUAUGGGCAUUCAAGUCAUUUCAAGGCUUAUGCAUAGGUUGAUGCCGUCACACGUUGUGGAUUGUGACCACACUCACGGCCACGGCCCGGUGAACGAUCAGGUUGAUCAAGGAAUCCCCACGAGGCCCCAUUCCAGGCCUCUUUCCCGGAGCGUUUCUAAGGCCCGGUCUGCCAUGUCACCCAAAAGAACUGCUACAAUACAGCAUAACGGUGCCGCGACAGAAUCAACACCUCUCCUCCCUUCACAGGUCCCUAAACCACAUGCUCCCGAUGGCGAUUUUCAGCAAGACGGAGAUGAGAGUACUGUGUCCCGUGUGCAUUCUCAUGGUCAAUUGCACACUCUGCGCCCUCAAGCGGACGCUGGCUCUCUGGCGACCAGAAGGCCAUCGAUGCUUCAGGUCAAAGACCGUGUUUUAUCAUUUGUCAAAGAUACGAAAGCCAACUGUGACGAGCUCGGCCCCUGCUUUGGCUACACUGAUCCUUGUGGCCAAGAGUGUUUUAAACACAUGAAUGCCCGCACUUCACUCUCACGUGCGACAACCCGUAUUUCUUCAGGUCCUGUCUACACCGAGGUAUCCGAGGAAGCCAUUGAUGGUAGCUUCCAAAAUCCAGCGUACCGCAUCAGUCGGGCACAGUCGCGCGAGUUUUCGUACGCCCCGUCGGAGGGGGACGACCACCACCAUCACAGCCACGGUCACGGACACGGGCACGGGCACGGGCACGACCACAACAAUCAUUCUCAUGAUCAAGAGGGUGUCGAGGACGACGACGACCACACCCACGACACUCUUGCAAAUGAUGAUCUCGAGGCUCAACACCACCAUCAUGUGCCAACAAACGCAUUUUUGUCGAUUGGUCUGCAGACAGUAAUUGCGAUCGCCCUGCACAAGUUUCCCGAGGGCUUCAUCACAUAUGCCACCAACAUGGCAAGUCCGGCCCUGGGCUUCAACGUUUUCAUGGCUCUGUUUGUUCACAACAUUGCCGAAGGUUUCUCAAUGGCCCUGCCUCUGUACAUGGCCCUAGGAAGCAGGCUCAAGGCGAUUGCUUGGUCGUCGUUACUCGGAGGACUAAGCCAACCUGCUGGCGCGGCUCUUGCAUGGCUUUGGUUCAAAGUCGCGCGCCGUGCUCAUGUUGAGGUCGACCACAAAGCAUAUGGCGCCAUCUACGCCAUCACUGCCGGCAUCAUGACCAGUGUUGCCUUGCAACUCUUCGUAGAGAGCUUGAGUCUCAACCAUAGUCGAAACCUCAGUAUCGCAUUUGCGUUUAUCGGCAUCAUACUUCUGGGCUUUAGCAGUUCCAUUUACGACUGA